This is a messenger RNA of Aspergillus ochraceoroseus IBT 24754, 1396 nucleotides long. RefSeq names its product uroporphyrinogen decarboxylase HEM12. Gene Ontology annotation, cellular component: cytosol. The transcript is spliced from 4 exons. Bases 16 to 1104 code for a protein of 362 amino acids. The record is from RefSeq and is a predicted model, not a curated record. Gene Ontology annotation, biological process: heme biosynthetic process. Gene Ontology annotation, molecular function: uroporphyrinogen decarboxylase activity. NCBI's taxonomy places the organism in Eukaryota, Fungi, Ascomycota, Eurotiomycetes, Eurotiales, Aspergillaceae.
CGAUUAUCUAUCAAAAUGCAGCAACGAUUUGAGCCAUUGAAGAAUGAUCUACUGUUGAGAGCCGCUCGGGGCGAGAAUGUGCAACGCCCGCCAAUAUGGGUUAUGCGACAGGCCGGCCGCUACCUUCCGGAAUACCACGAAGCGAAGGGCAACCGCGACUUUUUCGAAUGCUGCCGUGAUCCCGAAGUUGCAUCAGAAAUCACCAUCCAACCUAUUGACCGGUACGACGGCCUCAUCGAUGCCGCCAUCAUCUUCUCUGAUAUCCUAGUGAUCCCACAGGCCAUGGGGAUGCAGGUGGAGAUGGUCGACAAGAAGGGCCCGCAUUUCCCCGAGCCGCUCAAGUCGCCCGACGACGGACAGUACGAGAAGAUCAUGCAGCGCGAGGUAGACGUUAAGGCCGAGCUGGACUACGUCUACAAGGCGAUUACACUCACCCGGAAAAAGCUAAAGGGCCGGGUUCCCUUGAUUGGCUUCUGCGGAGCACCGUGGACUCUGCUCUGCUAUAUGGUUGAAGGCGGGGGUAGCAAGAUUGUGCAGUCCAAGACGUGGGUGUACAAGUACCCCAAGGAGUCUCAGGCUAUGCUGCAGAAGAUUGCCGAGAUUUGUGUGGAGUAUCUGGCUCUGCAGGUUGCUGCGGGCGCGCAGCUGGUUCAGGUGUUUGACUCGUGGGCUGGAGAGUUGUCUCCGGCGUCUUUUAAGUCGUUUUCGCUUCCCUAUUUGCGAUAUAUUUCGGCACAUCUGCCAAAGAGGCUGACGGAAAUGGGUUUGGAGCCUGUGCCCAUGACGGUCUUUGCCAAGGGCGCUUGGUAUGCUCUUGAGGAUCUGUGCGAAUCCGGGUAUAAUGUUGUUGGUUUGGACUGGCUGCAUGAUCCUGCCGAGGCUAUGCGCAUUGCCAAUGGCAGGGUGACGAUCCAAGGAAAUGCUGAUCCUGGAGUCUUGUACGGAGGCCGGGAGGCUAUUACAGCUGUUGUGGAGAAUAUGGUGCAGGGAUUCAAGGGCGGAAAGCAAGGUUGGAUUGCUAACUUGGGCCACGGUGUAACUCCGUUUGUGAAACCAGAUGACCUGAAGUUCUUCUUUGAAGAAAUCCACCGUCUGACAGCUUAGAAUCGGCUAUAUUUGGUAUUUAUCUGAAUUGGAACUAUGUACAUGUAUAUCACAACCUCUGAGCCGGGCAUGGUUAUGAUGAUAUAUUCGAGCAUUAGACAGCGAUAUCCUCAUUCCUGUGUUCAUAUAUUAUUGUGGUCAGUAUGGUAUGCUUGGAUGCGGUAGAACGGCUAAAAAAGAUCGCACAAGGGUAUGGGUAUGGAUUGGGUUAUGAAAAGAAAUUUCACGCAGUGUAUGAGUCAGUCAGACAAAAAGAAGAAACAAACAUUACUCACCAGAGCUCCGGCUUCUC